Messenger RNA from Papaver somniferum (opium poppy), 1839 nucleotides. RefSeq names its product aldehyde dehydrogenase family 3 member F1. NCBI's taxonomy places the organism in Eukaryota, Viridiplantae, Streptophyta, Magnoliopsida, Ranunculales, Papaveraceae. Gene Ontology annotation, cellular component: cytoplasm. The record is from RefSeq and is a predicted model, not a curated record. Gene Ontology annotation, biological process: aldehyde metabolic process. The transcript is spliced from 10 exons. Gene Ontology annotation, molecular function: aldehyde dehydrogenase (NAD+) activity. Bases 59 to 1588 code for a protein of 509 amino acids.
UUUUUGAAACUAAAAAACAUCAUUCUCUGUGAAAGGCUAAUACCAACUUACUAAAACCAUGAGAAAUAGAGUGAAUGUAUCUAAAGUAGGCGAAUCAGAGAAUUCGAGUCAAGCUGGAAUGGAUUUUUCUGAUGAUCAAGUCGUAUUGAAUAGUGAGAGUUUGGAAGUGAGAUUAGAGAAACUAAGAGAGACAUAUAAAAAUGGGAAAACUAGGAGUUCUGCUUGGAGAAAAACUCAAUUGAAAGCUAUUCUUAAACUUCUUCGUGAAAAUGAAGAUGAAAUUUACAAAGCUUUAGAUGAUGAUCUUGGAAAGCCACGCGUUGAAACAUACCGCGAUGAAAUUGGAGUUCUGGUGAAAUCCUUAAAUUUUGCUUUAAGCAGUUUGGAUAAGUGGAUGUCCCCUAAAUCUGGAAGAAUACCACUGCUCUUUUUUCCAGCCUCGGGAGAAGUAGUACCUGAACCCCUUGGCCUUGUUCUCAUUUUCUCCUCAUGGAACUUCCCGUUAAAUUUAGCAUUGGAACCGGUGAUUGGAGCCAUAUCCGCUGGAAACACUGUGGUUCUAAAACCAUCAGAGCUUGCACCCUCAUGUUCAUCAUUUCUAGCCAACACCAUCCCUUGGUACUUGGACAAUGAUGCCAUUAAAGUCAUUGAAGGUGGACCAGACGUUGGGGCACAGCUAUUAGAACAUAAAUGGGACAAGAUAUUCUUCACUGGAAAUCCAAGAGUUGGACGUAUUGUCAUGACUGCUGCAGCAAAGCAUCUAACACCUGUUACUCUCGAGUUAGGUGGGAAAUGCCCUGCUAUUGUUGAUUCCCACUUGAGCUCCUCAAAUUUGAAGGUGGCUGUAGACAGAAUAGCAUGGGGGAAAUGGGGGACCUGUGCUGGUCAAACAUGCGCAUCAGUUGAUUAUGUACUUGUUGAAGAAAAACUAGCUCCUACAUUGAUUGAGCUAUUGAAGAAGACACUCAAGAAGUUCCAAUGUGAAGAUCCCAAAAAUGUUGCUAGAGUUGUAAACAAGAGGCAUUUUCUAAGAUUAACCAAUCUCCUACAGGACCCUGGAGUUCGGGAUUCCAUUGUGCAUGGUGGCUCACAGGAUGAAGCAAAACUGUUAAUUGAGCCAACAAUUUUGUUGGAUCCUCCACUGGAAGCUGAGAUCAUGACUGAAGAAAUCUUUGGCCCAUUGCUCCCAGUAAUCACAGUAAAAAGCAUUGACGAGAGCAUAGAGUUUAUAAAUCAAAGGCCUAAACCUCUGGCUCUAUAUGCUUUCACCAACGAUGAAAAUCUCAAGAAGCGGGUGGUAUCACAAACAUCUUCAGGAAGUGUAACAUUCAACGAUGUCAUUGUACAUCUUGUGUGCGAUGAAUUGCCAUUUGGAGGUGUUGGCCAAAGUGGGUUUGGGAAGUACCAUGGAAAAUACUCUUUCGAUACAUUUAGCCACGGGAAAGGAGUUCUUCGCCGCAGUUUCUUAAUUGAAAUUGGACCUAGGUUUCCUCCAUGGAAUGACUUCAAGUUGGCAUUCGUCAAAUUGUGUUAUGAGUUCGAUUACUUUGGAUUGCUUCUUCUCAUGUUGGGUCUGAAGAGAUAUUAGUAGUUAAAAUCCCCCAGAGAGAUGCGGUUUCUAUUGUGUGUGAGAUUCAAUCUUAAUGGAGACAGAUAGUCAUUUAUUGUGUAAUACUGUAAUGUUUGUGUCUUUGGUUUUGCUGCUGAGAUGGGUACAGUUAUUCUGUCCAUGUAUUACUACUGAAAUUUAACCUAUGUUUAUAAGAAAUCUUCACCGUAUGUAUUGUAAUAAGUAUGAAUGGAUGAUGUUAAAUGCAGAUUGUUUUCACUGUGUUGGAA